CGGAAUCACGAGGUGUCAUAUCUGUGAUUCGGUGUCGGAGCCUCCUCCGGCCUCCCUGCCCAUCCCCUGCGGCCGCAUCUCCUGUCUGCUUUUGUCUGCUCGCUGCCUCCAUUCCCGUCCUUUUCGCUCUCAUCUUCGGGCGCUUUGUGCAGCUGCCUUCUUUGUCUCCGCCUCUCCGGCGACUGGUCUCCCCCUUCCCUCCCUCUCCUCCCUCCCCAGUGUCAAGAAGCCGUCGGCCUCAAGGGCAGCGAUAUUUCAGGGUCAUGAAGCUGGAAGCCAGCUGUGGUACAGCCACCUCAGAGGUCCCCAAGCCGGAAAAGGAGGCUGCCGGAAAUGCAGAGCCGAGCUCCGAAACCCGGCCACAGGAGGUGGAGGCCAAGCUCAGGUCCAGAUCCGGACCUGAGGCUGAGGCUGAGCCCCUGGGUGCCAAGUCAGGGCCCGAGGCCAAGGCCGAGUUGUCGGGGGCUGAGCCUAGGUCGGGAUCAGGGCCUGAGGCUGAGGCCGAGCCAUUGGACUUCGUGGUGGCCACGGAACGGGAGUUUGAGGAAGUGAUGGCCAUCUCGGGCGGCAUCUACGGCGGCCUGGACUACCUUCCCAGCCGCUACCACAGCUGGCUCCGGGACCCCGACCGCACAGUGGUGCUGGCCAAGCGCAACGGAGGCGUGAUCGCGCUGGAGUCGGUGAACGUGAUCGACGCCGGGGAGACGGCGCUGGUGGAGGGGCUGCGCGUGGCGCCCUGGGAGCGCGGGAAGGGCGUGGCUGGGCUGCUGCAGCGCUACUGCUCGCAGCUGGUCAAGCAACAGCACCCGGGGGUCAAGGUGGCACGGCUCACCCGGGACGACCAGCUGGGCCCCCGGGAGCUGAAGAAAUACCGCCUAAUCACCAAGCAGGCCAUCCUUUUGGUCCGAUUCAACGCGUCAGCGCUGCUGGCCCGGCUGGGCGCGCGGCUGGCGGAGCUGCGGACCUCCGGCACCUUCUCGCCGCUGCCCACCGAGGCCGUGUCCGAGGCAGGCGGCGACGUGGCACGCCUCCUGUUGUCGCCCUCCGUGCAGCGCGACGUGCUUCCGGGCGGGACCAUCAUCCAGGACUGGCAGCCCUACCGGCCCAGCGAGAGCAACCUGCGCCUGCUGGCGGCUAAGGGCCUGGAGUGGCGCGUGGACAGCCGCGCGCGCCCGCGCGUGCUCACGCUGUGCACGCGUCCCUUCCCCAUCCCGCACGGCGGGGACGGCACUUGGCGCUACCUCAACAUCGACGCCUUCGGCAGCGACGGCGCGCAGGUGCAGAGCCAGUUGGUGUGGCACCUGCAGCGCCAGACCCCGCGCCUCGCCGGCCUCAACGUCAUGUGCCAGCUCUUCCUGGAGCCCCAGCUGUGGUCACAGCUGGCUGACUUCUGCCAGGCCGGGCUGGGGCUGGAGCUGGUGAAGGGUUAUACUGAACAGUACCUGCUGGAGGCCGACAUCUGAGGCUCUCCUCUGGCGGGGUGGGGGAAAAUGAAGCACUUUGGUCCCGCCCCCUUCCGUAGUUUCCCCAGCCAGCCUCUUCCCUGCCAUUUCCUACUCUGCCUCCCUUGGGAAGUCCCCUCUGACUCUCACCCUUACCGGCGCAGGUCCCCCCACUCUGUCCCUUUUCCCCUUACCAUCUCGCCUCUAGCGCCCCCAAACACUGUUGCCUAUGCCCUGACCUGAACUGCCGGAUUUGGGGGCGGGGCGGGCUUGCGCUGCUGUUAUCCACUCUCUUCUAUUCCAAAGAACUGGUCCCAGCACAGGCUUCGGAGUCCUUCCCUGUCCAUCACCCCAGCCCCGGCGUGAACUCUGCCUUUCCUGGCUUCUCCCUUCUGCCCCCUCGUGGGUGGAAGCGCGCAAGAGUGUGUGGGAUACCCAGCCUCCUCCCCGAGCGCAGCCGCUCAAUCCGGGUUUCUUUUCUUCCUCCUGCCCUUUUUAAAGCCCUCAAAACUGGCACUACACUUCCCUCCCGACCCCUAACUCCCUCCCCCCACUCAAGACUCUGGUAUCAGAGAUCAGUGCCCUCUCCACACUUCUCUCUAGCCCCCCUUCCUCAUCCUGUCUGGAUCUCUACGACCCUUAGCACCGCAGUGCUCAUUUUCCUGCCCCUCUGUUCCCCUUUCCAUCACCAGCCCAGUGUCAAUUCAGAGAGAGAAACCCUGUAAAAUGAAAUGUAUUUAGAAUGCUCCCCGUUUGGAUUCUUGUUCACCUUGGUGAUGCACUUUCUGAGUCUGUCUCUCUCACUGGGGUUUCCUCCGGCUUUGCACAACGUUGCUAUUUUGCAGGCUCCCCCGUGCCCCAGCUCACCCAGGCGGGGGUGGAGGGGUGGGCGGGGGUUCUGGCUGGAGAGUUUGGUAUAGUGGAGGGCAGGUCCCCCAGCCUGGCAUAGGGGCUGUCUCCUGGUUCCAACCAGGCUGCCUUCUAGUUCAACUGGAAUCCCCACCUCCUGGUAUUUCUGGACACCACUCCCUUCCUCUAGAUCAUUUAUGCUUUUAGAACUUUGAGAGUCUUCUAUUUAAUUGCAAGUAGUAACAGCUGCAUCUGCACAGCGCUGUCUCCAAUGUUGGAUCCCCACAUCAAAGGCAGAGGAAGAAAACAGAAGUCUGGGAAAGAUCAAAGUGACUUCUAAGUCACUCAAAGUAGCUGGGAGCCUCCCAGCGAAUAGAACCCAGGUGUCCCAAGCCUAGAGCAUGACCUAGAACUUCACGCUGUCUGAUGAUGCUCGCUUGAACUUCUUGUUGGGCAAUGCCUAGGUGCUAGGAGAAUGUUGGCAGUGAGUUUGGGGUUUGCUGGGGAUGGGAUCUGAGAUGUGGGCAGAGGGGGACACCAGCAGGUCGAAUGGGGGCCAGCUGCCACUUCACCACUUUCCCCAGCUGUGGUUUUGCUACUGUGAUGCUCUGCUUGGCUGCCUCCUGUGCCAGGCAGACAUGGCCAUGCUGCCACCCUCCUUGUCACAGCAACCACGACUGUAUGACAAUAAAAUGGACCUUCUGGCCA
This is a messenger RNA of Sapajus apella (tufted capuchin), 2999 nucleotides long. RefSeq names its product N-acetyltransferase 16 (putative) (gene NAT16). The record is from RefSeq and is a predicted model, not a curated record. Lineage: Eukaryota; Metazoa; Chordata; Mammalia; Primates; Cebidae. The transcript is spliced from 4 exons. Bases 264 to 1463 code for a protein of 399 amino acids. Gene Ontology annotation, molecular function: acyltransferase activity, transferring groups other than amino-acyl groups.